AUGACUAACCAGCCGAGCGCUGGGGCCCCACAAAACCCCCAAGAGGAGGAAAGGGCGCGGGCGCUGAGGGCCUACGUGGCCAAGAUAAAGGAGCACAGGGAGUGGGCUGCCAGGGUCAAGAAACUGAGGGAAGAGACGAAGCUGCAGUCGAAGAAGUACGAAAAGACAGAAGAUGAUUUGAAGGCGCUGCAAGGCGUGGGGCAGCUCAUAGGCGAAGUGCUGCGGCAGCUCGACUCCGAGAAGUUCAUUGUGAAGACUUCGAGCGGCCCGCGAUAUGUGGUCGGCAGCAAACCGAAGCUGGACAAGUCGCUGCUCACUGCGGGGACCCGCGUGGCUCUGGACAUGACGACGCUGACGGUGAUGCGGCGGCUGCAGCGGGAGGUGGACCCGCUGGUGUUCAACAUGCUGCACGAAGACCCCGGGAAUGUGCACUACUCGGAAGUGGGAGGUUUGAGUGAACAAAUUCGGCAAAUGCGAGAAGUAGUUGAGCUGCCGCUGACGAAUCCCGAGCUGUUCAAGCGCGUGGGCAUCAAAACCCCCAAGGGCGUGCUGCUGUACGGCCCCCCCGGCACCGGCAAGACCCUCCUCGCCAGGGCCAUGGCCUCCAACAUGAGCUGCAACUUCAUGAAAGUCGUCGCCUCCGCAAUUGUGGACAAGUACAUCGGCGAAAGCGCCCGCGUGAUUCGCGAAAUGUUCGGCUACGCAAAGGACCACCAGCCCUGCAUCAUCUUCAUGGACGAAAUCGACGCCAUUGGCGGCCGCAGAUUCUCCCAGGGCACUUCUGCUGAUCGCGAAAUUCAGCGGACUCUCAUGGAGCUGCUGAACCAGCUAGACGGCUUUGACGAGCUGGGGCAAGUCAAGAUCAUCAUGGCCACCAACAGGCCCGACGUUUUGGACCCCGCGCUCAUGCGCCCGGGGCGCCUCGACCGCAAAAUAGAAAUUCCGAUGCCGAACGAAAGCGCGCGAAUAGACAUUUUGAAAAUCCACUCCAGCAAGAUUGCCAAGAGCGGCGACAUAGACUUCGAAGCAAUUUGCCGUUUGUGCGACGGCUUCAACGGAGCAGAUUUGCGAAAUGUUUGCACUGAGGCGGGAAUGUUUGCCAUCCGCGCAGACAGAGAUUAUGUCAUUGAAGAGGACUUCUUCAAAGCCGCCAGAAAAAUUGCAGAAAAUAAAAAACUCGAAAGCAAACUCGACUACGAAAACAUUUAA
Molecule: messenger RNA, 1209 nt
Organism: Eimeria tenella
Lineage: Eukaryota; Apicomplexa; Conoidasida; Eucoccidiorida; Eimeriidae
Product: 26S proteasome regulatory ATPase subunit, putative
Exons: 10
Coding region: 1-1209 (402 amino acids)
Biological process (GO): positive regulation of RNA polymerase II transcription preinitiation complex assembly
Cellular component (GO): proteasome regulatory particle, base subcomplex; cytosolic proteasome complex
Molecular function (GO): ATP binding; ATP hydrolysis activity; proteasome-activating activity
Source: RefSeq, a predicted model, not a curated record